Molecule: messenger RNA, 3320 nt
Organism: Acanthaster planci (crown-of-thorns starfish)
Lineage: Eukaryota; Metazoa; Echinodermata; Asteroidea; Valvatida; Acanthasteridae
Product: F-box only protein 6-like
Biological process (GO): ERAD pathway; SCF-dependent proteasomal ubiquitin-dependent protein catabolic process; glycoprotein catabolic process
Cellular component (GO): cytoplasm; SCF ubiquitin ligase complex
Molecular function (GO): protein binding; ubiquitin protein ligase activity
Source: RefSeq, a predicted model, not a curated record
AAGUAAGCAGUCGUAGCCGUAUGUAAAAGUUGCCCUCGAUUCAUGCGCGGCUGCGCGUCCAUCAAAAUGUUUGAAGAUGGGGGCGGCCAUGGUGCACGGGAAGACCGGGCCCGGCACUGGCAGUGAUGAGCAAGGAAAGGAGGACCAUGGAUGGGAAGACCAAGAUUCUUGGGAAGAAGCUGGUAUGGAUGAUAUCGACAUGGCAGUUGAUUCCAACGAGUCUCUCCAGAUGACUUUGGAGGUUAUGCCAGUCGAAUUGUUGACAGAAAUUUUGUCGUUUGUACCGCCCAAGUGGCUGUUAAAUUGCGCGCUGGUUUGCCGCGCGUGGAGGGACGUGGUGCAAAGCCAGGGGCUGUGGCGGAAGAUGUGCCAGAGGACCGGGCGAUUUAUUGAGAAAUACAUGGCGCCGCAUUACCCAGAAGAUUGGAGGGAAUUCUACUUCAAGUGUCCCUACACGAGGAACCUCAUUAAGAACCCAAGUGGGAAAGACGGUCUGAAUGCUGGCUGGAUCAUCACUGGCAAUGGUGGAGAUGGUUGGCUUGUGGAAACUGAGCGUGCAGGCUCCGAGUCCAAACCGGACGAGUUGCGGGCCAUCAGCGACGGGAGCCCACAUCACUUUGCCACAUCUUAUGGGUGGUGCAUACGCCAUCAGCUCAUCGACCUGGUGGCUGAGGGCUGUUCAGAGGCCAUGCUUGAUAAAGCCCAGCCGGACAUAUUCGUCUCAGAAUGGUUUGCAGCACGCUUUGACUGUGGCAGUGUGUAUGAGUUGACAGUGCAGUUGCAGAGGGACGAAAGUGGAAACAAGGACAGAAUCAUCGACAAGUUCACUUUUGGCCCGUACACCACUCCACAGUGGGGGCCGUCAUACUGGAAGGAGGCGAGCCACGUGUUCUCGGGCUACGGACCGGGAUUGCGCUUCAUCCACUACGAAGACAGGAGCAAAGAUACACAAUUCUGGGCUGGGCACUACGGAUCCAAGAUGGCAGGGUCCGUUGUCAGGCUGCAGUUCAACAGGAAGUAAGGAGGAAGACCUGUAGUGAACAAUAGUCAGCAUGGCGACACUCUGGAGGGUUCAAAUCCAAGGACUGAAAAAGAGUCAGAGGGGGCAGAAAUAAACAAACGGGAGCCAUAAAUCUGCUGGCAACCAAGAAAGAAUGUGACACGUUCUUUAGAUCUCUAAUGACAUUGAAUUUUAAAAUGGUGUCUACAUGUACAUGUAUGCAAACACUUACUGUGUUCUUAAACAUCAAUACCUCACCCCACAAAAUCCAUUUAAUCCCCCCUCAAAAAAAAAAACCAGGGUCCAGAAGUGGUGAUUCUUCCACUCUACUACACUUGUAACAGAAGUCCUAUAGGACAGAAGUCUUUUCCUUGAGGCUUUAAAAUCGUUUUACAUAAGCGAACUCUUGUUAUACAAGACAGAAAUCACUUCUUUUGAGUCUUUCACUCAAGGUGUGAACAUUAUGAGCUAUAAUUGCUGCAAUUUUAGGGACCAUGGCGAUACAAGGCAAGAAAUAAAAUUUGAUGGGCAUUUGUAUCCCAGACAUAAUUCAAAAUAUAUCAAUACAUGCUAUAUUAAAGCCUGCAUCACACAAGUAGAGAGGAUGUGUAUGAUAAUAUUUAUUACCCAGUGGUGUAUCAAGACGGGGGUGGGGCAAGUCGCCCCAUCCCUAGACUUAAUGCCAAUUCUUUUCUUUUGUGUCACGUGGAAAAACCUGUUUUAUUUAUUAAAGGAAGCUGUGUUCAGUUUAUGGUGCUGAAUGCUGAUUGUUUAGCCUUUGUUAUGUAAACACACAGUCACUUCAGUCUGCUUUCAACAGAUUAUGCAAUGAUACCGCGCACGACUCUGUGUCUGACCCGACACUGAAAGUGUGACUUUCGGAGAAUUCUGAAGCGUCUCUUCUUUCCUCCUCCAAAUGCGAUCCAACUUUUAAAAUACAGACUCAAGUUGUCCGAAUAUUGUUGGGCUCCUACAAGAACCGUCAGCGGUUUUACUAAGUGGCAUAACUAGGCUGAAAUUUCAAGGAGGACACCCAGGCUGUACAUAUUUUUUGGGGGAGGGUUGAUACAGAAAGUAGAUGAACUUCAAUUGGUACAUGGUUUGUGUGCAUUCUGAAAUUUCAAACACGUAGGCGUAAUUGUAUACCCGUACUUUUGGGGGACAGUUCAGGAAAUAUCUGUUCCUUGCGCACAAGGAAUGAGCUCAUCCACCGAAAAUGGUAGCAGCCAAUCAAAUUACGGGACUUGAUGUUUCCAUCUUUCAUACAUGCAUUAUAAUGAACGAGUCUAACUACUUUUACUGGUCGAAAAUCCACGUAUGACUAUUUUGAUUGGUGGAAAUUAUGUUUACGUUAUGCAAGAUAAUGUGUAAUUAUGAAUAACUACGUAUCAUCAACGGGGUUCUCUAUGGCUUAUCCGUCAUGUCGGUCUUUCUGCACUGACUGGUGACACACGGUGCACAAUCCGAGCGCGACUGCGGUGUACUACUGUGGACAGUGAAGGGAUAUGAGCAAUGUAAUAUGUCCGACUUGAUUCAAGUCUACUUUUGUUGCUGACCGGUGUGUCAUCAACCGGUCAUGAUCAUCCGUGUGAUGGGCGUUCGACCAAUAGGAAUAGGUAAACUUUCAGGUGUUCAUGAAUUUACAUAUAAAUUGUGUUUGCAUAAGAUUUUUUUAGGGGAGGGGGGUCUGUGUCUCCUGUCUUCAAAUGAAAGGUUGUUAAUGAAAUUCAUUUUGAGCCAUCUCCGCUGACUUUUCCUAAAUAUUACUUGAGGAGGACAGAGGGAAAAUUCCAUCAUAAGUGUUUUCUGAAAAAUUAUCGAACGUGAUGGGACAGCCCAAUGUAAAAUCCCCAUAGGCGGACCGCGUGAGGGUUCCAGAAGCUUGCCGCGUAACCUUUUACUUUCAGGCUUUAUCACGGGUAAUUGUGCUCUGUUGGAAUUAUACUACCCACUGACAUUGCAGAGGUCCUCACCAGUUAAUGCCAAGUAUCAAUGUGUGCACAUUUUAACACUGAGGGUAUCAGGAAACAAAAGUGGUGUUAUUAAUAACAGUUUAUGGUAAACCUAACAUCAAAGAGGGCAAAGGUGUUUGUAUUGAGUUAAAUCACGAGCUACACCUUUCAAAGAAACCCUAUAAUAUAGGAAAUAUAAAAUAUUUAUUUUGUAUGUUGUAAUAUUUAGCAUAUCUGAAAAUUGCACCCAACUUUGUGAUUUUCCAAGUAAAUCGUAAUAAUCACGUGUGUGCUUCGUAUAGAUUAGAUUUAUACAAUAUUUAUAAAGCCUGAAAAACAAUCUCAGUAAAACCUGCAGUAACAAGAAA